Messenger RNA from Chaetomium strumarium, 573 nucleotides. RefSeq lists its product as uncharacterized. Lineage: Eukaryota; Fungi; Ascomycota; Sordariomycetes; Sordariales; Chaetomiaceae. Gene Ontology annotation, cellular component: cytosolic small ribosomal subunit. The record is from RefSeq and is a predicted model, not a curated record. The transcript is spliced from 3 exons. Gene Ontology annotation, biological process: translation; ribosomal small subunit biogenesis. Gene Ontology annotation, molecular function: structural constituent of ribosome; rRNA binding. The coding region runs from base 1 to 573 and encodes 190 amino acids.
AUGGCGCCGCGCUCGUACUCCAAGACCGCUAAGGUCCCGCGUCGUCCCUUCGAGGCCGCUCGUUUGGACUCCGAGUUGAAGCUCGUCGGCGAGUAUGGUCUCCGCAACAAGCGUGAGGUCUGGCGUGUGCUUCUCACUCUGUCCAAGAUCCGUCGUGCUGCUCGUGAGCUUCUCACCCUCGACGAGAAGGACCCGAAGCGCCUCUUCGAAGGCAAUGCCCUCAUUCGCCGUCUUGUCCGCGUCGGUGUGCUCGACGAGUCGCGCAUGAAGCUCGAUUACGUCUUGGCCCUGAAGGCUGAAGAUUUCUUGGAGCGCCGCCUUCAGACUCUCGUCUACAAGCUCGGUCUCGCCAAGUCGAUCCACCACGCCCGUGUCCUGAUCCGCCAGCGCCACAUCCGUGUCGGCAAGCAGAUCGUCAACGUUCCCUCUUUCAUCGUCCGUCUCGACUCGCAGAAGCACAUCGACUUCGCUCUGACCUCGCCGUUCGGCGGUGGCCGCCCUGGCCGUGUCAGGAGAAAGAAGGCCAAGGCCGCGGAGAAGGGUGAGGAGGGUGAGGACGAGGACGAGGAGUAA